UAUCAACGUAGACCCGCCUCCUCGAGUGAUUGCAGCCAAUCAGAGGACUUCUUCUGGUUGAUGCAGAGGUCCCGGUCGGUUCGGUGAGGCUCUGGUUCCGAGGCUGUCCACGCGCUUGGAUGCUGCAAGGUGGGCCAUGCCACUUCCGAAAUCUAGGAAGAUUGCCGUUUUGGGCUACAGGUCGGUAGGGAAGUCUUCUCUCACCAUCCAGUUUGUGGAGGGUCAGUUCGUGGACUCGUACGACCCCACCAUCGAGAACACGUUCACCACCACCAUGACGGUGAACGGUCAGGAGUACAACCUGCAGCUGGUGGACACGGCCGGCCAGGACGAGUACUCCAUCUUCCCGCAGAGCUACACCAUCGACGUGGACGGAUACAUCCUCAUCUACUCUGUUACUUCCUUCAAGAGUUUUGAGGUGAUCAGAGUGAUUCAUGAGAAACUCCUGGACAUGGUUGGAAACGUUCAAGUACCCAUCACUUUGGUUGGGAACAAGAAGGACCUACACAUGGAGAGGAUGAUCAGUUUCGAGGAUGGCAGAGCUCUGGCGGACUCGUGGAACGCCACGUUUCUGGAGUCUUCAGCCAAAGAGAACCAGACAGCCGUCGAGGUCUUCAGGCGGAUGAUCCUGGAGGUGGAGAAGAUGGAGGCGGGCCAGCCGCAGAGCCGAACCCCUUGCUCCGUGAUGUAGCCGCCCCCCUCCCCUCGCCGGACAGUUCCGGCGGCUCCUCAGGUCCCGCUCCGCUCUGUGGAUCUUCCUCCCUCUCAGACACACACUCAGGAUCUGCUGCAGACUCCAAGCUCAUGCUUCCACCAUCACACGCUCAACACCGUGCAGCUCGGAGCUCGGCUUUCAUGCUUUUAACAGGAAGCAGCACAUUUUAAAGAGUUUUAUAACCAACCAGUUUAGCUGUGCUCGUUGUGGAGGAUGAAGGUUUACAGGAAACGCGGAGGAGUCGGGAAGCAUCGCCUGAGACAUUCAUUGGACCAAUCAUUGGACGACAUCGGACAAGGACGCUGCAGAAAUCCAGAAACCACUCGCGGUUUCUGUCGCUGGGCGCAGAGAAGCUGCUCGUUAUUAUUUGUAAUUCCUUUCCUUUUAGUUCUGUUUACUACAAACGGCUGAUGUUUUUAAGGUCUAGAUCAGAGGUCUGCAACCUGCGGCUCCAGAUCCACAUGUGGAUCUUUUAUAUCUCUCCAUGGUGGAUCUCUGGCCAAACAUAAAAUAAGUCAUGGAGACUGCUGAUCCAGACAUGUCGACCGUCAGAGUCAGCAGCUCCUGCUAAACCAAAAUUACCUAAAGAAAACAAAUAAACAAAGCCCACAAACUAAGACUACCAACUCAAACUAAAAUAACAAAACCCAUCAGUAUAAGACUGUUGAUAACAAAGAACAAAAAAAGUUAUUUGAGCUUUUGUCCCACGUUUGAAAAAAAAAAAAUAUUUUCAGAGAUGCUAGGUUCUUUUUAUAUUUUUGUUUUUGUUCGUGCCAAAAAUAGACAUAUUCAUAUUUAUUAUUAAAAAAAAGAAGGUCAUGAAUGCAAAUCCAAAUUUCCUAAAGACCAAACUAAGACCAUGCUGCUCCUUCUGGGUUUUGAUCAGUAGAAAUUGAGCCCAAAUGGCUCUUUUGCUGUUAAAGGUUGCCGACCCCUGGUCUAGUUGCAAACUGAAAGAAUACAUGAAUUUAGAGAACAAGAAAGGCAGUCUAGGGUCACCUGCACUAGAGAGGACAGGUCAAUUUAAGCAGGAGCCCCAGCACGGCGCCCUGAGGAACUCCUCUGAGCAACACAUCUACGCAGACAGAAGGAAUAUUGUUAUUUUUUUAUUUAUUUUUUUAUUUAAACCAUGUUUCCUUUUAUAUAUUUAAAGUGCUUGUUUUUUAUGUUUGGGUAAUUUAUGUAAAUGUGCUUGAUUUCCUAUGUUUGGUAAAGACAUAAACCAUUUCUGUUUCAACACUGUUUUAUAUGUGAAGAGAAGAUACUUGACCCGAUUAAAGCUGUAUUCUGCUGUUUGACAGAA
Messenger RNA from Oryzias melastigma (Indian medaka), 2018 nucleotides. It is a transcript of the gene rheb, whose product is annotated as Ras homolog, mTORC1 binding. Gene Ontology annotation, biological process: small GTPase-mediated signal transduction. The record is from RefSeq and is a predicted model, not a curated record. Gene Ontology annotation, molecular function: GTPase activity; GDP binding; GTP binding. The transcript has 8 exons. Bases 137 to 691 code for a protein of 184 amino acids. Gene Ontology annotation, cellular component: plasma membrane. Lineage: Eukaryota; Metazoa; Chordata; Actinopteri; Beloniformes; Adrianichthyidae.